This is a messenger RNA of Macrobrachium nipponense, 6543 nucleotides long. RefSeq names its product calcium-activated chloride channel regulator 1-like. NCBI's taxonomy places the organism in Eukaryota, Metazoa, Arthropoda, Malacostraca, Decapoda, Palaemonidae. Bases 742 to 4353 code for a protein of 1203 amino acids. The record is from RefSeq and is a predicted model, not a curated record. The transcript is spliced from 9 exons.
GCCGGAGCCUCUGUGGCGACUGGAUGUGUGGAAGCAUCGGUACACGACGUCGUCGCGGUCUCUCGUAGUUCUCCCAUCCCCUCCCCCGCCCCUGAAACCCCACCACCUGUACCAGUAACCAAUCCCCUUCAAACCUCUCGCGCGAACGGGUAUCGGACCGUCAUCAUCAUCAUCAUCCCCGAUAGAGCUUUAUAGAGUGGCUUUCAAAAUUAAAAUACUUGCCCAGACGAAUAAAUAUGAUGGCUUCGCCGAGAAAUAGAUGAUUCCCGAAUCUAGUAGUAGGCUCGUAACACUCCGAAAGAUUUAUUAAAAAAAAAUUAUUUUAAGAUAAGUUUUAACCCCUCUCGAGGAUUUGUGUUUUAUGUGUGUGGUUGUACGUGAGUGAACCAGUACGGAAAAGAUUUUAUUUAUAUAUAUAUAUGUAUUAUUUUUUUUUAAAUUCAUCGAGAUCCCCCAAAAGCAACAUGUGAUACAGGGGGAGGCCAACUAUGAGUGUCCUAGUCACCACCCGGAAUCUACAGGUCAUGUGUCCUCGGUGCAAUUACUGUUAACGAAAAUGUGAGAAUGAGAUAGAAAAAAAAAAAAGAGGACACUACAAUAAGAUCAUUUGAGGCAGGAGAGAGACAAGACUCGAUGAUUUGCCACCUAUAAUUUCUAUUAUAUGCUGUCAAUGAACCCUUUCUAAAGGAGACUCCCAGACGGCGAUCCAUCAGUAGUUCUUCGUCUCUUGACGACUCAAAAAUGCCACGAAUCAAUCCGAACAGGACAAUGACAAUGGCGAUGCCGUAUAGAAGCAGGAUCCGCAUUUUCCAUUUCGCCUGGUUACUGGUCGUUCUCCUCUACAUGGGUCAGGUCAUUGGCACGGACGGUGACCUCGUGUUGAGGGACAACGGAUACGAGGGCCUGGUCAUCUCCAUCACCGAACAGGUGUCGCAGGAGCACUGUAAUCACAUCAUCCACGGAUUAAAGAGCGUCCUCCGAGAACUGUCGAGCAUGAUGUGGGCGGCCACGAACGGGCGGGCGUCGAUCCGCGAGGUGACCGUCUCCUUGCCCCGAACUUGGAAGAUCAACUCCCUGACCUGCUCGCUUCUGAUACCCCUCCUGGCGACCACCUCGCCCACCGACGCCCACAUCCUGGUCACCUCGCCCCACCCAGCCUUCGGGUCGCGCCCGUGGACGCAGCAGAGCCAGGGCUGCGGCCGCCAGGGGGACUUCAUCCAGGUGGGCGGAGACCUCCUGUGGACGUCCUCGAACGACUCCUACACCCACGCCGCCCGUCUCCUCCUGAUCGAGUGGGCGAAGUUCCGAUGGGGCGUGUUCGACGAGAGGGGCCACGUCAACGACCCCCUGUACCCGCCCACCUACAGGGACCCCAACACCUACCAGUUCUCGGCGACGGCUUGCGCCGACGGGGCGGUCAAGGGAGCGGCUUGCGAUCCGGUCCAGCCGGGCUGCGCCUUCUCGCCCGACCCCUACACCAAUUCCCACCUGGAAUCGUCGCUGCUGGCGUUGUCGGAAUUGCCCUCUGUCAGGAAGUUCUGUAACGACAAGACCCACAACCGAGUCGCCCCUACGAAGCACAACGCCCUUUGCGGGGGGCGGUCCGUCUGGGAGAUCAUGCAGCAGACGGAGGACUUUAUCGCCGGAAGGAACCAGGCUGGGAACGGGAGCCGAGGACUGGAUCCUUCCUUCAAAUUCGUCCAAGAGUCGUCUCCGAGAUUCGUCUUCGUCAUCGAAAAUACGGCCACGAUGAACCUGCAACGCCGUUGGGAAUUCCUGCGGAAGGCGAUGCGCCGCGUCGUGGUCUACGACGUCCCGAGCGGCUCUCGCGUGGGCGUGGUCACCUUCCACUCGACGUCCGAAACCCAGGCUUCCAUGACGUACAUCGAGGGCGAGGACUACGAACUCAGGCAGCGAGUCGGCUCCGCCCUCCCGAGGAACCCGUCCCUGGUGCCUGAGAGCCAGAAGUGCAUCCUCUGCGGCCUCCAGGAGGCCAUCAGGGUCAUCGGCGAGAACGACCAGUCCUCGGCAGGCGCGACAGUCGUCCUCAUCACCACCGGGUCGGGGCCGACGCCCGCGCAGGAGGUGAGCGAGAUGAUGCGUCUGGCCAAGGCGCACCAGGUGAAGAUCGAGGUCGUUCUGUAUCCUCUGAGCGAACGCCGCGGGGCGCCUGCCGUGUCCCACGGCCUCGAGGAGCUGGUCGAGGCCACGAAGGGCUCCAUCUUCACCGUGAUGGACGAAGGGGUGGGCAACGACUCCAAAGUCAAGAUGAUGGUGGCUCUGAUGGACGCCAUGUUGGCCACCAUCACCAAGAGCGCGCCGCCCAACGCGGCCGGGACUUCGGUUUUGGUGCACAGCGAUGCCUUCCCUGGAGGGAUAUCCUCCACUUCGAGGGGGACCUUCGCUCUGGAUGACUCCCUGGGGCCCAGCGCCAGGUUCUCCGUCUAUUAUUACGACUUGAAUCACGUGGGCAACACCAUCCAGCUGACCUCGCCCUCCGGUGAAGUUAUCGCUUCUGGAAACGUCCAGGAAGAAGACUUGAACGUCAAUAUGAUCUUUGUGAACCUGGAAAAGGCUGAGAGAGGACUGUGGACCUACAGCGUCGAGAACCGAGCCGAUUCCCACCAAGGCCUGUACGUACAGGUCACCGCCAAGAGGAACUCCUCCACGGGGUUGCAAGUCAGGCUCUGGACCAGCACAGGGUCGAGGCCUGUCAAUACAUCUGACCCUUCGACGCCCGUGAUCAUCUACGCCGAGGUCAAGGAAGGCAACGCCCCCAUCUUGGAUGCCAGGGUUGUGGCCAGGAUCCAGCGCCUAGGAAGCAACGCCACGGGCAGCAACUACAACCCUAUCUUUCUGGAUCUGUGGGAUAAUGGGAUUGGAGACCCCGACAUCACGAAGGGCGACGGAGUCUACUCGCGCUACCUGGUCAGCCUGCACGGCUACCCAGGGCGCUACCUCCUCAGCGCAGACGUCGACUACAACACGGGCCUCGCCGUCGUGGCCAAAGGGCCUCCCACGAGGCACCAUAAGGUCCCCUCGUCGCAUUUGCCUCACUACUACCAACACGGCAGCUACGACACGCCUUCUUCCUGGGGCGCGGGCGGCGGCGCCGCCGACCAAUCCUGCUGCGGGUCGCGCGUGCCCCACGCCCACACGCGGCGCGUGGCGCCCUUCCACCGCCACGUGACCUGGGGGGUGUUGGAGGUCAAUUCGCCCAUCACCCGCCACGAUAACGUGCCCCCCGCCAGGAUCCUCGACCUCCGGGUCGAGGUCAACGACACCAUCCACGAGAUCACGCUCCGGUGGACCGCCCCGGGGGACGACUGGGAUUUCGGGAGGGCCCACCGGUACGAGGCCGUCGUGGCUCCUUACUGGAGGGAGGCCAGGUCCUUCCAGGGGGAUCGGCUCACGGGGCUUCCUCAGCCGCUUCCAGCGGGCACCUUGCACACGACGAAUUUGUAUUUUACGAGAUACGAAGAGCUGUGGUAUGUAAGCCUCCGUGCAGUAGAUGAAGCUGGCAACACUGGAGGCAUUGGUAACAUUGCUGCUCUCUGGGUCCCUCGACCUCCCACGACUUAUGAAAUUACCACCAGGACGCAGCCGGGACUGACCACUUCAGGCAACUACACGUUUCCUUCAGAGUUGGGAUCAGGCAAACCUGUUGGCGCAUCAGAACUUGCCAUUGGAGACAUAGCAGUCAUUCUGGGCAGUAUCGGCGGAUUCCUGAUCGUGGUGGCUAUCGUCGUGACUUUCUGCUACUGCCAGACCAUAAAGAGACGCAAGCAGCACCAGCAGGAGAUGGAAGUUGAAAAAAUGAACGGUGGAGGCAACGGCGGGAGCGUCAUGAUCAAAUCGGGGUCCCUGGGCAUGGAACAAGGAAAUGGGAGCCACGAAUCACUAGACAGUGUGGUCAAAGAAGUACCCGACGGGUGUCCCAUCGGGGGCCGUCCCCUCUCCCCAGUUCAGUCGUGGGGGGCUUCGACCCUCCUCAAAGAGCACGAGAGGCGGUUGUCCAUCCCAAGUGGCACGACCGAGGCGUCCGUCGUCGCUUACCCCGUCGAAGGGGUCCCUCUCCACGCUCCCUACCCGGACGUCACCGUCAGAGACUAUCGCCCCGAAGCAGGAACCAACGACAAUGCCCCGGUAUUCAUGCCCUGCCCUCACGAUGAUGCACCGUGCCAUUGUGCCGCCCCAGGGCCCGAAUACAAGAGCUAUGCUGCUGCCUGGGACGAGCCAUUAACCGGUCAUCUGCUCUCCCGCGCACGAGAUCCAGUUGCUCCCACACCCACCUCCCACCAGGCCCAGGUCGCUCAAGUAGAUCGCAAGCGACGAAACGUCACCCAAGUUUAAACUAUGAUAGGCAAAAGUAGAUAGAAGUCAUUCAUGGUUUAAAAAUUAGCUUGGGUAUCAGGUGGUGCUUCAUGCUCAAUUUAAACUUCCCAUUUCCUUUGAUAGAUAGUGUGAUACGAAGGAGAACAGAGUGAAGGAAGCCUAUAGCAGGCCAUUUUACAGGGUAUAGAAAUUGGAAUACCGUCGUGUCCUGCAGUAGACUCGUGAACAGAUUUAUCUGCCUCUGGUGAAGAAGGGAAGCUGAUGCUUUCAUACAGUCUGCUUAAUGGAGUAGAUAUGGGGCACUUGCCUGCCUUGGUAAGAGGCACAGAACCAGAGGGGGGAAAGAAGCUAGGGUUUCUGAAGAUCUUGUACAAGGACAUGGAGGCUCAAGUGGCUUUGUGCAGAGAAGCGAGAUGGCGCUGUAUCUCUUCAAGAUGUCGGGUUGUUGGAGGUUGCCAUUGCAGCAAAGCGCUGAGGAGAGAGAGGUGCCAUAUGACAGAUGGAUGAGCUCAAGUCUUAUAGCUACUCUGGGGAUUGUUCUUGCACUGAGGCUUCCUUACAUGGCAAUUUUCAAGUUGCGUGAAAUGGCAGUUGGGUCUCUGUUAAGCCCUUAGGAGGGGCACUUUCAUUAAGCACCCUGGUAUUCCACUUAUGGAGCCACUAAGUCAUGAAGCAUUUGAGUCUUACCAGGUUGUAUUCUUGAGCCAACUGAUGUUCCGAGAGGAGGGAUUCUGCGCCCCUCCUGGGUUAAAAUUUGAGGUUUCGAAGAAUGGUUCAGUUCGCUAUUAAAGCACAGCUGCCAAGAAUGUACGCGCGCGAAGAUUUUGUGGUGGCUUGUCAAUGUCUCAGAUUUGAGAACCACAAAUAGAUGGAAAAGUGUUCGGUGUUAAGAGACUCUAUAGGUGCAGACGUCACCGAGCAACGCUGUAACUGAUCUCUGCGAGUGAUCGUUUAAAAGUUACCCGGACACUGAAGCACGGAACAACUUUUACAAAAUGAUUUGGAAGAUUUCGAAAGUGAGUUUGACGUAAAUACGUUAUUUUCUAUUUGCACUAGUCGUUCUUCCCCUCUAAAAACACAGGAACAAGCUUCUUUCGCAUUUUAGUAAACAGUGGAAAUUCAGAGAGACUGAAAGUGAACUCAAAAUUCUUUACGUUUAAAUUUCUGUCAAAACGAGAAACUUUGCAGCACUAAAUUAUAGUGAAGUUAUACAGUAGGUCGUGACACAUUUGGAUUUAGCUACGUAAAAAAAAAAGAAUUGGCAAGAAGUAGUUAAAAUAUUUUGCUUGAUUUUUAUUGGUGGCCAUUAGCUAAACAUUCUAACUGUGGAAUCUGAGAUAUGAUUUUCGAUUUGGUGUCCGUAUGAUUUGCGCGUCUUCGCUAAGUGCAAGGGACCAAUUAUAUCAUGAUCUUAAUUUAAUUCCAUUCCUUAAAGCAUAGACGUCUUUCUCUACUGUCUGCCAAUUCAUAUAUAUUUUUUGUCCAUAUUAAUUCUACCAUUUCAAUGACAAGCAUAUCAUAGGUCAUAUGAUUUAUAGCAGAUGAUACAGUAUUAAAAAAAAGAAUGUAUAGUAGAUGUUUUUAAUGUUACAUGUGAUAAAAUGUAUGCGUACAUUACAUAUAAAUCAGAAGCGGCAUUAUUAAAUGUUCGACGAACCUUGGAAGAAAGGGCACCUUUAUCCUUUUUUUUUCUUUGUUUUUUGUCACUUUAUAAAAUUCGUCCAGGAACGAGUUCCCCAAAAUGAAAAAUCAAACUUUCCCCAAAGAAUUGGGUCUCUGUUCUCCUCAGUCGAAUUAACUUUAUUCAAACCCAAACAUUAAUUUUCCUUGGGCGAUAUAGUCAUUGUCCACAAGAAUUUCAGCUAAGGGGAAAAUUAAAUUGUGCAACUAUGAGUAGUUCACAAACAAAAGAAACCUAUUUCUUCCUCAGUCUUGGGACUGUUUUAAGAAAACGAGCAUUUUUGUAAAUAACUGUCUUCAUAAAAGUUCCCAGACUGAAGAAGGGGCUAAAGUAGAAUUUUUCGUUGAAAUGUCAAAAUCAAAUUAUCAGUCAUAUAUUUGUCAAUAAGAAUAUUUAUUAAUACCGCUUGAGCUUUCUGAUGUGCCUCUUAUAUAUUAUAUAUAUAAAAAUGUCUGUCUUUCAUUCUCUCUCUCUCUCUCUCUCUCUCUCUCUCUCUCUCUCUCUCUCUCUCUCUCUCUCUCUCUCUC